This is a messenger RNA of Staurois parvus, 387 nucleotides long. The record is from the annotation of a GenBank genome assembly. Lineage: Eukaryota; Metazoa; Chordata; Amphibia; Anura; Ranidae.
GAUCCCUCGGACACAGCGGAUCACCGAUCACAGAAAGAGCCGAGGAUGUCGGCUUGGUCAUGUGAUCAGCUGUGUCCAAUCACAGCUGAUCACAUGGGACAUCUACAUGGUCAUCAGGGCACUGAUGAUCAGUGUGCCCUGAUGAUCAGUGUAGCCACAGCAGUGCCACCUCUCAGUGUCCAUCAGUGCCUUGUGCCAGUGCCCAUCAGCGCCACAUCAAUGCCACAUAUUGGUGCCUACCAGUGCACAUCAAUGCCACAUAUCAGUGCCCAUCUGAGCUGCCUUUCAGUGUCACCCAUCAGUGCCAGUCAGUGCCAUCUAUCAGUGCCACCUAUCAGUGCUGCCAACCAGUGCCACCUAUCAGAGCCAGUCAGUGCCGCCUAUCAG